This is a messenger RNA of Aureobasidium pullulans EXF-150, 1392 nucleotides long. RefSeq lists its product as uncharacterized. NCBI's taxonomy places the organism in Eukaryota, Fungi, Ascomycota, Dothideomycetes, Dothideales, Saccotheciaceae. Bases 415 to 1392 code for a protein of 325 amino acids. The transcript has 3 exons. The record is from RefSeq and is a predicted model, not a curated record.
CUUUCUUUCUCGGCGUUCAUACCCAUAUGUUAGCGUAAGAUUUUGUUCAUAUUGAUUGUUUCAUGGUUUGGUGGGCUCCCUAUUAGACUUCGCUCUGUUUCAAGUACAAAAUUCAUGCGAGAUUCAGACAUCAUUCCAGACAUGAAUUCAUUGUUGAUUGUUGUAGUCUGGCAGAAAAUAUGGUAGGUACCCGACAUGACUUAGGCUUCUCCAAGCGUCAGAGCAGCUGUUGAUCCCAAGUUGAUGUUAAAGGAGGCCUGCUUUGACGCAGUCCGAAAAGGAUGGUUCCUUCCACUUCUCUCGAUGCCCAAUGAUCUCUAGCCGAGACUUAGUCUGCCUUCAUUGCUGUCUUACCUCAGACUUCAGGUGUUUUGUCGAUCCGCUUUCUGUCACUUUGCCAACACUCUUGCGAAGAUGGAUUCAAUUCCAGCCAAUUCUUCCUUCAUACUCAAAAUACAGUCUGUCGCAUCAUCGGUAUUUGGCGCGCUCUUCUCCCGGCGUCAUCUAGCACCAACACGUCAAUUGGAAGGUACGCGCCAGACUACUACUUCCUCUUCGAGCCCAAGCGCGCCUCAAUUCCGGCGCGUUGGAACUCUAGUCAACCAUCAAACACAUCACUACCCGAGCACGAUGGCACCGCCAUACAAUUUUGCCGACAAUGGCCCAAUCCCUCAAGGAGACCCAUGCUCUCAACUACAAUCUGCCAACGUCUCCAAGCCUAUCGCGCCUCAUCGCCGCGCGAAGAGAUCACAGCGAGAGCGCGCGGCAAGAGCUGUCCAACAACUAAACCCUUCACAAGAGCAGUCUGUACACCCAGUCAUCUCAACCAACGAUCUCUCACAGCAAUUCAAGCCACGCCAUGAAGACGGCUCUGUGGUCAAGAUGGAUACAAUGCCUUCACUGGCUCAAAGAGCAGAUCAAGCCCUACUCGAGUAUCUCGACAAAAGAAGAAUCACAUCGCACUUUCUCAAUGAGAUCGAUGACUUUCUCACGAGUUAUCCGGAGCUCUUGAAGGCUUGUCCGAUGUGGUGUUACCAGUUGGCAACACUUCCACCUCUGGACGCUUACAUGUUCUUCAUUCGUGGCUACUUGCGUCCUGCAAGAUAUGUUGAUGGUGCUCUCCCAUCACUCGAUCAGUUGCAGAUUCCUGAUCGCCCAGUCUAUUUGGAACAUUCGGUUUUCGAUGCUGAACUCUUCGAGUUCUUUGCGGACAUUGGUAUAUGCUACGAGAUUCUAGGUGACAUGGACAAAGAGGUUGCCUUGCUAACACAGGACUAUCUUUCUGGUCGUCAACUCAACCGUCAUCAGCUCAUCUUUCUUGCCAUGGUUACUUACGCAAACCCGGUCGAUGCCCUCAAGUAUUACGAGUAUUGCUACAAGACAGAUUUUUGA